AAAAUAUUGUUUGCCAUCAAACUAAUUAAUAAUUAAGCUCAAAUAAAAACUAAUUAAUUCAAGCAGCUGGCUUCGGCUUGACACAAACGCAAAAGCAAACGCUACAACAACAACAACAACAACAGCAACAAAUUCAUACAAGGUCAACGGAUUUAAUAUUUUUUAAAUGGAAAUCAUUCCUGAAGGUAGACACUUUCGUUUGGUGCAUGAAUCAGAGCUUCCAGAAAUUUUGGUAACUUUAGAGCGCUAUCUGCCGGAAUCAUUAAAGUUUCAUCAAACCAUUAAAACGUACCUGAAUGAUCGUGUUUGGGACUUUAAGUUUUAUGUUGCUAAAGAUUGGCCCGAAAAGCCGAUAAUAUUACAUUUUCCAGGAUGCACGCUAACGCCGCACAACAAUAUAUACCAAACGUUUGGCAUAUUUUGUCCAUCCGCACACAUCGAGUACGUCGAUCUGAUGCGCACCGAAGAUGUACUUAUAGAUUGGCGAAAGCCAUUGUACCUGAACUUUACGCACGUCGCAAUUAUGAAUCGCCUGGAUGAGUUCUAUUCGAAGAUUGGAGUGAUGGAGCGACUGAGCGGUGAUAUCUAUGUGUGCAACAAGCUGAACACGGACCUGGAGCUGGAGCCGCUGCCCGACGAUGCGGAAAUGCGCUUGCUAACAUUGGAGAACGUUCAGGGCAUACACGAUCUAUAUCCGGCCAAUGAAAUCGAGUGCGUCAAGCUCUUCGAUAUACUCGUGCGUGUGCUGCCCGGACUGGGCAUCUAUCGCAAGGAUACGAACGAGCUGGCGGCAUGGAUGGUGCACUCGUAUUACGGCGCUAUGUUUUCUAUGCAAACACGUCCAGAUUACCGACGCAUGGGUUAUGGCAUUCGAUUGGCCAAGUCAUUGACUCAGCUGGUGAUCGAGCGAGGCUAUACUCCGUUCGUUGUCAUACGUCCACAGAACGAUGCGUCCAGGAAUCUAUAUACCAAGCUGGGCUAUGUCAAGGCCUACGAGACAUGCCGUGUGCGUAUGACACCCGAUUGCUAUAAGGACAGCACGGUGGGCACCAUUGCGAACACCUCGUAUGCCAAGUUUCCACCAUUACCUCAGGACGGCGAUGAGUUGUGCGUUAUGCUGCCUAUGCGCAAGCAUAUACCCGGCGAGAGCCAGGCCGUCGACGACGAGGGCAUCGAGGAUAUGUUGGCUGAAAAAUGUGAUAUCAGCAACGAUGAGGCUAGAGAGCGUAAGACAACAACCGACGAGGGCAUUGGCGAGGAUAAGUAGGCAAAAAGAGAGAGAGAGAGAUAGACAAAGAGAGAAAGAGGAAAAGGGAGGACGAUGUAGCUCCAAGAGCUGGCAUAAGAGUUAGAAAGACAGAGUUACAUUAGAGAGAGUUACAGAUUGAUUGGUAUUGAAUGAUAUAUGUAUGUAUAUGUACAUGCAUGUCCAUGUCAAGAACAGUU
Messenger RNA from Drosophila navojoa, 1446 nucleotides. RefSeq lists its product as uncharacterized. Gene Ontology annotation, molecular function: acyltransferase activity, transferring groups other than amino-acyl groups. The record is from RefSeq and is a predicted model, not a curated record. Lineage: Eukaryota; Metazoa; Arthropoda; Insecta; Diptera; Drosophilidae.